Molecule: messenger RNA, 4605 nt
Organism: Cantharellus anzutake
Lineage: Eukaryota; Fungi; Basidiomycota; Agaricomycetes; Cantharellales; Hydnaceae
Exons: 12
Coding region: 1-4605 (1534 amino acids)
Biological process (GO): transcription elongation-coupled chromatin remodeling; nucleosome organization; positive regulation of transcription elongation by RNA polymerase II
Cellular component (GO): transcription elongation factor complex
Molecular function (GO): DNA binding; nucleosome binding; histone binding
Source: RefSeq, a predicted model, not a curated record
AUGUCCGACCUCGAUGCUGAUAUAGCUCCUCCAGAUACUAUCCUAGACGAUGAAGGGGGGCCAUCCGAUGAAGGCGAAGGCGAUAAUAUUAAUCCCCUCUCCGACGAUAGCUCGGAGGAAGUGCCCACUGAUGAGGAAGAGGCGGUAAAGCUUCGUAAGGAUUUUAUUGUGGAUGACGAAGAAGAGGAGGUGGAAGAAGAUGAAGAGAGGCAUCAUCAUAGACGUAGGAAGCGGAGGAGACGACGAGUGAGUUUGGACGCUGAUGAUCUCGAGCUCGUGGAAGAGAACACGGGCACCCGAGUGGAUCGCUUACGCACCCAUGGGCUAUCUCGUCUUCGAAGAGGCCGUGCAUCUCCUUCUGCGUCUCCCCCACCGAUUUCUAAAACCAGGCAUCCUGAACUUUCCGAAGACGAAUCUGUCGCUGAGCCAGCAGAUCUCUCAAAAAUUUUUGAUGACAGAGGGCGAGACGUUAGAGGAGGUUUUGAUGACAUGGAUCUGGACGAUGAGGAUGAUGCUUUCAUUGACGAUGACGAUGACGAGGACCUGGAUCGUGAAAUGGGAGACGAGGAACGCGAGGAACGACGAAGAGAGAAGAGGCGUGAUGAAAGGCAGCGUCGGAAGGCCAUGGGUGCUCGGCCAGAACUUGCUGGGAUUGAUGCAGCAGCUUGGGAUGAGAUUUGGGACGUCUUUGGCCUCGGGACCGAGUAUGACUGGGCGUUAGACAACGAUGAAGACAUUAGCGACCAUGAAAGAGAAAAGGAGCUGAAAUAUCAAGAUGUAUUCGAACCUUCUGAGAUAGCAGCAAGGUAUCUUACUGCAGAUGAUGAUCUGAUACGUGCAACGGAUGUUCCUGAGCGGAUGCAGCUCACGACAAGUUCUCUCUCCCCCUCCACUUCCUUGGCACAUAGUUCUACCUAUGCUCCAUUCCCCGAAAAUGAACUCGAUGCCGCCUCUGAGUGGGUCGCCACUCGGCUCUCUUCGCGCGUCCAUCGCGAAUAUAUCUUGUCUGAUGGGAGGUAUCAUGGUUACUUUGUGAACUUGAUUCUGGCUUUACGCACUGCCCUCAAAUUCCUUUUGCACGAUCAUUUCGAAGUCCCAUACAUCUGGACACAUCGAAGGGAUCUUCUUUCCGUUUGGGAGCCUGAAAGGGCUGUGGCACGCAUAGAACUGCUGAGCCGAGAAGAGCUGUGGAGAGUACAGCUCUUGGGCACGCGAUACCGUGGUUUACACGCCCGGAAACAAACCCUUAUAGCAACGUACAGGCGCAUGCAAGUCGUUGACGAUCAUUUCGAAAUGGAUAUUCUACCUUCUCUUGACAGUGUCGAUUCGGUGGCAGAUGCCAUGGAGUGGCUGUCUCUGCGCUAUAAGCAGCAGCAUAAAGAUGCUCUGGAGAUCGAAGAGGCAGGCACAGAUGGCCAGCGGCGGAAGAAGCCCAGCCGAAUGUCUGCAUAUGAUGUUGCUAAAGGAAGCACCGUCUCCCAAGUUGCCGAGAGCUUUGGCAAUGUGAGAGAUAUGGUCCGUCAGAUGCUCAGCGCCAACAUGCAUUACUUUGUCGAGGACAAGGACGUUUCCCCUCUCGUGUGCGCCGAGGAAUUUGUCAACGGUGCCCCUGGUUCAACGUCCACGGAAGACGUUCUCAAAUCAGCUCGAUUCAUUGUUGCCACGGAACUUGGUAAGGAUCCUCAGCUGCGGAAAAUGGUACGGGAGACUUUUAAAUCGAAGGCGACCGUCAGUGUGCGUCCGACAGAAAAGGGGGCAGUAAAAAUUGAUGACCAGCAUCCUUAUGCCUCUUUCAAAUACCUCCUAAACAAACCGGUGGGGAAUAUGCAACAAGACGCCCAAUUCCUUCACAUAUUGAAUGCUGAAGCUGAACACCUUGCCACGGUAUCGAUUACACUCGCACCUGGGGAUUAUAAAGAACUUCACGAUAUGAUGCUGAAUGCCAUCAAGUCCGAUGGCUUCAGUGACAAUGCUAGCGCCUGGAACCACCAGCGGGCAUUGAUUAUCCAAGAGGCCUUGGAGAAGCAUCUACUACCUGUUGGUGUGAAGUUCGUCCGAGAGUGGCUCAGGGAAGAAGUCGAAGAUAAUCUCGCUACCAAGUGUGCCGCGGUUCUUGAACAGCGUGCUGAAGUUGCACCCUAUCGCCCACCAGAGUUUGAGAAGGGGGAUGUUCCUGCUGUUCUCGCUGUCUCCUGGGGUAAGGGUGAUCCUCAAAAAGACCCAAUAUAUGCAGCCUUCCUGGAUGACGCUGGCCACUUGCGUGAACAUGCUCGCUUCGACAACCUCAUGGAUCCUGCCCAUCGUCUUGAUUUCGGUGAUCUCAUUUCGCGCCGUGUGCCAGAUGUAAUUGUGGUCGGAGGGUUCUCAAUUUUGGCUACGCGACUUAUGGAACGAGUUCGCGAAGUAGUCGGUUACACGGAUGGUGCGAAUGAAGACUCUGGCCCGAAGAAACUUGUACCAGUGGUAUGGAUGCCUGACCAAGUCGCCCGUAUCUACCAGCAUAGUAAACGUGCGGAGGAAGGGUUUAGCGGCCUACCACCCGUUGGGAGAUACUGUGUUGGGCUUGCUCGAUACGCCCAAAGUCCUGUCAAUGAAUACGCUGCCCUCGGAUCUGAUUUGACUGCCAUAUUUUACAGUGAUGACCAACAUCUGGCAAGUUCGACUAACGCUCUACCCCAAGAUCGCUUGCUAACAGCACUUGAGCGAACGCUCGUCAACAUUGUAAAUGAGGUUGGCGUUGACGUGAAUCGUGCCGUGACGGACGGAUACUAUGCAAAGUUAUUACCCUUCGUCGCCGGUCUCGGCCCCCGCAAAGCCCAAAUGAUCAUCAAGCGCAUUGGCACCUUGGGCGGCUCCGUUCUUAAUCGCGAACAAUUCAUCACGGAUGAGAUAAUGACUCAACAAGUAUUUUACAAUGCUGCUGGAUUCCUUCGAAUUUCUCAAGAUGCGAUCGAAGAUAAACGCGGCCGUCGCAUCGCCGAGCGUAAUAAACAACAGGACCCUCUCGAUGCCACUCGUGUUCACCCUGAGGACUACGACCUAGCUCGUCGUAUGGCCGCCGGCGCUUUGGAACUCGAUGAUGAAGACGUGGCAGACCAGAAUGCCUCCACGGUUGUAACUCAGCUGAUGCAAGACGACGAUAAUAAGAAAAAGCUGGACGAUCUUAGUUUAGACGACUUCGCUAUCAAUCUACAGAACACAAACGAUAUCCUGAAACGACACACAUUGGACAUGAUUCGGGAUGAGCUCCUGAAUCCUUUUGGAGAGCAACGUCCGGAAAUGUCACCCAUGGGCGAUUGGGAUAUUCUGUCCAUGCUCACUGGAGAGACGAAACGCACACUUCACCCGGGGAGAGUGAUUACCGUCACCGUUGGUCGAGUGCGGAGUCAGCAGGUUGACGUCCGAACAGAUUCUGGUCUUGAUGGAUACAUCACACGCGAGUACCUCACCGCUGACAACAGGGAACCAUCAACCGUUGUGAAUUCGCGUCAGUCUAUUCAAGCCGUAACAACUAAGGUUGAUGUUGAACCUGGCCCAAGAGUUCGACUAGCUCUCGCUUCUCGUCCGGAUGCUAUCGCGCAAGCGGACGAGGAAGCUCGUAGCAUCCGUGCUGAUCAGUAUUAUGAUCACCAGGCGGCUACUGCAAACAAAGAACUUCAAGAUCGCAAGCAAAGGAGUGAAGCGAACCGUGCUCGGAGAGUCAUCAAGCACCCUGCGUUCAAAAAUUUCAAUGCGAAAGAAGCAGAAGCCUAUCUUGCCCCACUGCAGCAUGGUGAUGCUGUCAUUCGGCCAUCCUCAAAGGGACAGGAUCACCUUGCCGUCACUUGGAAGGUCGCAGACAGCGUGUAUCAACAUAUCGACGUCGUAGAAGUGAAUACCAAUUCAGGCCAGGUUGAUUCUAGCGGCCCGCAAUACAUCAUUGAUAAUCAAUAUCACUAUGUUGAUUUGGAUGACUUGCUGGUGAACCAUGUGAAGGCUAUGUCUCGCAAGGUUGACGAUUUGUUGUCAGCCGAGAAGUAUAAGGGCGGUUCAGAUCAAGAACUCCAAAACUUCCUCACAAACUUCGUUAAAAUGAACCCAACACGAUCAUCCUAUGCAUUUGGACUGAAUCGCAGCAGACCUGGUUACUUUAACUUAUCUUUCCUUGCCAACAUUAACUCCCCAAUUCAAACCUGGCUCGUCAAGGUCACUCCAACUUCAUAUCGAAUGUCUGAUGUGGAAGUAGGAUCGGUCCCCGAUCUUUGUGAUGCUUUCAAACGGAAGCAUCAAAAGGAUAUGAAAUCCAUGGGUGCAUCUGGGAAAACACCCUUUGGAGCUGGUCGCAUGACCCCGGGCCGUAUGACUGGUGUAACGCCUGGUUACGGAACAACAUAUGGCAAGACACCAAACCCUUACGGACUUGGAGCAACAAAAACUCCCAACCCCUCUCAUGCAACACCCCUUGGUAACUUCACGCCUAAUCCUACCCAGUUUGGGAUGACACCUUGGCAGCCCCCAGUGCAACAUGGUGCCACUCCCCGCAGUUCAUAUACCGGAAUGAACCCCGACCGUGCACGGAUGAUCCAAGAAGCAAACAGUGGGUGGGGAACGACCCCCCGACGCUAA